Vespa mandarinia (Asian giant hornet) is the source of this 2499-nucleotide messenger RNA. RefSeq names its product fatty acyl-CoA reductase wat-like. The record is from RefSeq and is a predicted model, not a curated record. Gene Ontology annotation, biological process: long-chain fatty-acyl-CoA metabolic process. Lineage: Eukaryota; Metazoa; Arthropoda; Insecta; Hymenoptera; Vespidae. Gene Ontology annotation, molecular function: alcohol-forming very long-chain fatty acyl-CoA reductase (NADP+) activity. Gene Ontology annotation, cellular component: peroxisome.
CAAAAGUGAGCUUCGUUCAAUCAACAUCUACAACUGUCCUAAGAAAUAGAAAGAAAUCUCUACUCUGAAUGUUGAUAAUUUUACUGUAAGACCGUUUAUUUUAAUUCUGCGAUAUGGAAAAUAAUUCUGAGAAUCAAUUUAGAAAAGCAAAUAUGAUAGACGUACUGCCAGAAAGAGGUGAACAAGAAAAAGCCCUACCAGAAAGUUCUUUGAGAGAUGCUACGGAAACUAAAUAUGCUCCUGUAUAUAUUCAACCCAUCGAGGAUAAUGACGAACUUACACCCAUUCAAAAAUUUUACAGUGGUCAAAGUAUUUUUAUAACUGGUGGAACAGGAUUCAUAGGAAAGUUAUUAAUCGAGAAAUUGUUAAGAGAUUGUCCCGGUAUCACUUGCAUUUAUCUUUUGAUACGUACAAAAAAAGGAAAAAGUGUGCAUGAACGCAUGAAAGAACUAACUGAAAAUUCUUUAUUUUCCACUUUGAGAGAGAAACAACCGACAUUCCAGAAUCGUAUAGUACCAAUCAAGGGCGAUUGUACCUUGCCGAAUCUCGAUAUCUCAAUGGUCGAUAGAGCUACAUUAAUACGCGAGGUCUCAAUUAUUUUUCAUGUCGCCGCAACCGUUAAGUUCAACGAGAAAAUAAAAUUGGCGACAGAAAUCAACGUUCGAAGUGUAAAGGAUAUAAUAAAUUUGUCGAAAGAAAUGUCAAAACUGAAGAGUGUUGUGCAUAUAUCUACGGCUUACACCAAUUGUUUUCAUAUUCCACUUGAGGAGAAAUUUUAUGACCCACCGAUAGAUCCCGAUAAGUUAAUAAAUUUAGUGAACUGUUUAAAUGAAAAAUUGCUCGACAAUAUCACCCCACAAUUACUCGGAAUAUGGCCAAAUACUUAUGUUUAUACGAAAACAGCCGCAGAGAAUUUUAUAAAAAAGAAUGCUGACUCUAUACCGAUUGGAAUAUUUCGUCCAGGAAUUGUGAUAUCCACUUAUCGAGAACCCAUUCAAGGAUGGAUGGACAACGUGUACGGACCAACAGGAAUCGUAAAAAAUGUUUUUAUGGGUUUAAUGCGAAUUCUCCAUUGCGAUGGAUCGAUAAAUGUGGACUUGGUACCUGGAGAUUUGACCACCAAUGGAAUAAUUGCUAGCGCAUGGGGGAUUGCAAAUAAUCGAAAAUCCAAUGAAGAUAUUCCCAUUUACAAUUACGUAUCAAAGGACAAUCCAUUGACAUACGGCAGAUUUAUAGAAAUGAUAGUUUCGUAUGGAGAAUUGAUACCAUCUGAAAAGGCACUUUGGUGCCCCACCUUUAAAAUAACAAAAUAUCGGUUGAUUUAUUUUUUCUAUAUAUAUUUUGUACAUUUACUACCAGCUCUUAUAAUCGAUACAAUCUCUUUGUGCAGGGGUAAAAACCUAAGGUUACUCAGAUUGUAUAAUAAAAUUCACGAAAUGUCAGAUCUACUUAAUUAUUUUUGUAUAAACGAAAAAAAAUUUACGAAUGAAAGAUGGAACGAAUUGUUAAGGAAGUUGACGCCCGAAGAUCGUGAAUUAUUCUUUUGUGAUAUGAAGGAUCUCGUUUGGAAUACUUAUUUUGAAACAUACUUCACAGGUGUAAGAAAAUAUAUCUUAAAGGAUCCUAUUGAGACACUUCCACAAGCUCGUAUAAAAUGGCGAAGAUUUUAUUUGAUGCAUAAGGCAUUGAAACUUCUUAUCACCUGUGUCCUAUUUAUCGUCACAUGUACUGUGAUUUCCUGGCUGUUUGUAACGUUUGGAUCUCCGUAAAAGAAGCAAAAAUAAGCAAAAGAAUGAAGAAUAAUAAUAAUCAUAAUUUAGACUAUCGUCUAUGUAAGAAUCAAUAAUUUCUUGAAUGAAAAUAAAUCGAUAUUAAACGGUUUUUAUUCGUGAAAUCUCGGACAGAUGUUGGGGUUAGAACUUUUUCCUUAUAUACUAUACCAUCUAUUGCAUAUAAUAUAUAAUUAUUCUUUUAUAUUUAAUUUUUAUUAAAUGUUAAAUUGUGGCCAAAUGCUUAGCCAUGAGUUUCAUUCCCAAAAUUCUUUGAAAAGAUGUAUCACUUUUACUGGAUUUUCUCUUUCUUAGUAAAAAUUAAGAUAAAACGAAUAAGACAAUAAUUCAAAAUUCGUUCGACAAAUACGUAUUUCGAAAUCGUAACUACUGAGAUUUGUUGCCGAAAUACUUAUUAAUUCCGUAUCAUUUUUACUGGUAUAUUCAUUACUUUUUUGUGAAAUGUAUUCGCCAUACUGAUCUCAAAUCCCAAAAAUUUAACCGAAACGUUGAAAAUUAAUUUCUAAAUGUAUAGUUUUUGAUGGUUAUGGAUUGCGUACACUGACAGUUUAAACCUUCCGUGAUUGAGGGGAAAAGGCUAUCUACUUCUACUAAACUUUAUAGUUCAGUGCUACAGUGAGUACAUUCGAUAACAAUAUCUGUAUGUGACAUGAGCAUAAGGGAAGAAUGUUUGCUUCAAACAUUUAUAAUUGCGAUGAAAGGACAUCAA